GAAAGCAAACCAUACUUACUGAAAUUAAUUAAUUAAUUAAUGGAGCUACCUCCAAAUCUACGGCCAGAUGAGUCGAGCCCCGAUUGGAUGAACAAAGGGGACAACGCCUGGCAGCUAACCGCCGCCACACUGGUGGCGCUGCAGUCCAUGCCGGGGCUCGUCAUUCUCUACGGCGGCAUGGUGAAGCAGAAAUGGGCGGUCAACUCUUCCCUAAUGGCGGUCUACGCAUUCGCGGCAACCUUGAUAUGCUGGGUCGGGUGGGGCUACCAGAUGUCCUUCGGCGACAAACUGGUGGAUUUCUGGGGGAAGCCGGCGGUGGCUCUGGGCGGCGACUUCCUUAUGGGUCAGGCGUUUCUGGGGUACUUUCCGACGGCGACGAUGGUGUGGUUUCAGUUCGGGUUUGCGGGGAUCACGACGGUCCUGAUCGGCGGCGCGUUGCUUGGGAGGAUGAAUUUCGGGGCGUGGGUGGUGUUUGUUCCGCUGUGGCACACGUUAUCGUAUACGGUGGGGGCGUACAGUGUGUGGAGCCCACAUGGGUGGCUUGCGAAGAUGGGGGUUAUUGAUUUUGCUGGUGGGUUUGUUAUCCAUCUCUCUUCUGGUGUUGCUGGUUUCACCGCUGCAUAUUGGGUUGGUCCGAGGAGCGACGAAGACAGAAAAAACUUUAAGCCAAACAAUAUACUAAUGAUGCUGGGCGGUGCCGGGUUAUUGUGGAUGGGUUGGACAGGAUUCAACGGCGGAGCACCGUACGCAUCCAACACAGUCGCAUCCCUUGCGGUGAUCAACACCCACGUGUGCGCCGCCACCAGCCUGGUGACGUGGCUACUCCUCGACAUCUCCGUCACCGGCGGAAAGCCUUCAGCCACCGGCGUUGUGAACGGCACAAUCACCGGCCUCGUCUGCAUCACCCCCGCCGCCGGAGUGGUCCAGUGCUGGGCGGCGAUGCUGAUGGGCUUGAUCUCCGGCAGCCUGCCUUGGUACACGCUGAAUGUGCUGCACCACAAGAUCGGAUUUUUAAGGCACGUCGACGACACUUUCGCCAUCUUCCACACGCACGCAGUCGCCGGAGCUCUCGGCGGCGUCCUGACCGGAGUGCUCGCGGUGCCGAAGCUGAGCCGGCUCUUCUAUAUGGUCCCCGACUGGGAAAAGUACAUCGGGCUGGCGUACGCAAUCCGUACGGGCCGAACGCGGGCCGGGCUUAUGCAGAUGAGGAAUCAAGUUGUGGGGAUUGUGUUCAUAGUGUGUUUGAAUGUUGUGGUUACAAGCUUGAUUUGUUUGUUGAUAAAGAUGUUUGUGCCACUUAGGAUGAGUGAGGAAGAAUUGAGGAUUGGAGAUGCUGAGGUGCAUGGUGACGUGGCGUAUGCACUUUCGAGUAGUAGUGAUCAUAGGUUUGAAAAUCACAAGGUUAAUUCAAUGUAUGAUGUUGAUGAGGAGUACCCCUCGGUUGUGUCUAAAACUCCUAGUAGUAGUAUUUUUGAAAUGUACAAGGUAUGAUACAUACACCAUGCUUAGUCCACCUUUGGUUUCUAUAAGAUAAUAAGAUUUAUAUACAUAUGAUAAUUAAGUGAU
This is a messenger RNA of Erythranthe guttata (spotted monkey flower), 1566 nucleotides long. RefSeq names its product ammonium transporter 2 member 4. The record is from RefSeq and is a predicted model, not a curated record. Gene Ontology annotation, cellular component: plasma membrane. Gene Ontology annotation, molecular function: ammonium channel activity. NCBI's taxonomy places the organism in Eukaryota, Viridiplantae, Streptophyta, Magnoliopsida, Lamiales, Phrymaceae. Gene Ontology annotation, biological process: ammonium transmembrane transport.